AUGGCUAAACUGACCCAGUUAAUUGACAAUGAAGUCUUCCGGGCUUAUGCUACUUAUACAACUAUUGUUCUUCUAAAAAUGAUGCUAAUGAGUAUUACAACAGCGUACUUCAGAAUCACAAGAAAGGCAUUUGUCAACCCAGAAGACACAGCGUCAUUUGGAAAAGGCGAGAGUGCUAAAAAAUACCUGCGAACCGAUCCAGAUGUUGAACGUGUACGCAGGUAAGCAGAGGAGUCUUUAAAAAUUAUUUUAAAGAGCAGAAUAAUAUUAAAUCAAGGAAUUAAUCUCACCCUAUUCUCUUUG
This is a messenger RNA of Cariama cristata (Red-legged seriema), 303 nucleotides long. Its product is annotated as microsomal glutathione S-transferase 1-like. Gene Ontology annotation, cellular component: mitochondrion. Lineage: Eukaryota; Metazoa; Chordata; Aves; Cariamiformes; Cariamidae. The record is from RefSeq and is a predicted model, not a curated record. Gene Ontology annotation, molecular function: glutathione transferase activity.